Oncorhynchus tshawytscha (Chinook salmon) is the source of this 5648-nucleotide messenger RNA. It is a transcript of the gene jakmip2, whose product is annotated as janus kinase and microtubule interacting protein 2. Gene Ontology annotation, molecular function: kinase binding; microtubule binding. The record is from RefSeq and is a predicted model, not a curated record. Lineage: Eukaryota; Metazoa; Chordata; Actinopteri; Salmoniformes; Salmonidae. Bases 401 to 3268 code for a protein of 955 amino acids. The transcript is spliced from 21 exons.
AGGUCCGUGUAUAUCUUGUGUACAAGCUUCCUCUUCGGGUAUGGCAAAUAACCCACAGAGCGGGGGUUUAGAAAUGGUGGAGUUACAGACACUGCAGUUCCCGGGUGCUGAAGUCCGUGAGCUCGUUCUCGCUGCACGGGAAGGAGGGCGGGGUCUCGUAGCAUCAUCGCUCUCGAUUCAUUGUAAGGCUGCUGAUGCUGAUCAGCAGCGGAGGAAAAACCAAGGGCCAUGGAGACGGGUAUAAAAACCUUAGGCCUUAAUACAUUGUGGAGAUUAAUUACACGCUCUUCUGUCUACUAAGAUCAUGAGGAAGAGGAAGAACUGGAAACCACAGGAGGGCCUCUGUUUGUUUCUAUGAAGUCUCAAUGAAAGCAUUGGAGCAGCUGUAAUAUUUGACUCAAUGGCAAAGAAGGGACGCACCAAGGGCGAGAAGCCCGAAGCGCUCAUCUCUGCUUUACAGGCAGCUAACGAAGAUCUCAGGUCCAAACUGACUGACAUUCAAAUAGAACUUCAUCAAGAGAAAUGCAAGGUGAGUAAGUUGGAGCGUGAGAAGGUGCAGGAGUGCAAGCGCAUCCGGGAGCAGGAGCAGCACCGGCACACGGCCACGCUGACAGAGCAGCGAGCCAAAUGGCACGAGGAGAAGCAGAAGGAGCUCCAGGCGCUCAGAGAGAACCUGGUCCGCCAGCAUGAGCAGGAGCAGGCCCGCACCGCCAAGAUCAAGGACCAGGAGAACCAGCGGCUCAAGGCGGCGCUGAGCGCCAUGCGUGACGGCAGCGGAGAGAAGGUGCGCACAGCAUUGACCCUGGAGGCCAAAGAAGAGGCGCGGCGCUUCUUCGACGUGGAGAGGGUCAAGCUGCUGCAGGAGAUCUCCGAGCUCAAGCAGACCAAGAAGCAGACAGACGAGGCGCUCAGCACCAUGAUCCAAGCAGAUAAGAUGAAGGCUGGGGACCUGCGCUCCGAGCACCAGAUUCACCAAGAGCAGAUUUCCAAGAUCAAGUGGGACAGCGAGAGGGACAUCCGCAGACUGGUGGAUGAGAUCAAGUCUAAAGAGCGCACCAUCUUCUCACUGGAGAAGGAGUUGGAGAAUGCCAUUGGCUUGCUGCAGAAGCUGCAGAUGCAGAAGGAUGCCCUGGACGACCAGCUGUUCCUGGUCAAGGAGGCAGAGUGUAACCUGGGCAGCCCCAAGAGAGAGAUCCCUGGACGGGCUGGGGACGGGGCAGAACACUGUGGCAGCCCGGUACGACAUAGAAAGGCAGAGGGGAACUUGGAAAUGGACAUGCGCAGGAACCAGAGGCGCAUGGCUGACCUCAACUCCACCAUCCGCAAGCUGGAGGACCGCAACUCACUGCUGGUGGAUGAGAGGAAUGAACUGCUGAAGCGUGUGCGGGAGUCUGAGAAGCAGUGCAAGCCCAUGCUGGAAAAGAACAAGGUGCUGAAUAAGAGGAAUGAUGACCUCAGCCAGACCCUGCAGCGCAUGGAAGAGAAACUCAAAGGCCUGGCCAAGGAGAACCUGGAGAUGAAGGAGAAGAUCAGCUCCCACCUGCCAUUGAAGAAAGCCAACUGUAAGUCUCUGAAUGAUCUGGACCAGGCGCAUGAUGACCAGGAGAUUGAGUUCCUCAAGCUGCAGGUGCUGGAGCAACAAAGCAUGAUCGACGAGCUGACAAGAGAUAGGGAAAAACUAUUGCGGAAAAAGAGGCAUAAACGAAGCAACAGACCAAUAAAGAGACACAUUGUAGUGGACACCUUCUUUGGAUACGAUGAGGAAUCCAUGGACUCAGAGACGUCCUCCGUGGCUUCGUUUCGCAUGGACCGCACUCCAGCCACUCCUGAUGAAGACCUGGAUGAGGGACUGGUCAAUGAGGAGUCGGAGCUGCGCUUCAGGCAGCUGACCAGAGAGUACCAGGCCUUACAGAGGGCAUAUGCCCUGCUGCAGGAACAUCAAGGGGGCCUUCUGGACGCUGAGAUAGAAGCUAAGGCUCAGGAGCAGCUACAUGCAGACAUUCUCAGGUACAAGGCCAAGAUAGAAGACCUGGAGAAGGAGCUCGCCCACAAAGGACAGGACUCCAAGUGGGUAGAGGAGAAACAGCUGUUCUUCAGGAGGAAUCAGGAGCUGCUGGAAAAGGUGGAGAAGUUAGAUGCAAAAUGUGGUCGACAGCAACAGGAGCUGCAAGACUCCAAGGACCAGAAUGAGCUCUUGGAAUUCAGAAUACUGGAACUAGAGGAGCGUGAGCGAAAGUCCCCUCCGUUUAAUCAUCUCCGCAUGCAUCCGUUCUCCGAGGGUGUCAGCGCCCUACAGAUCUACUGUAUGAAGGAAGGAGUGAAGGAUGUCUGUGUACCUGACCUGAUCAAGCUCCUAGACAUUCUGGGUGAUAAUGGGAACUUGCGAAAUGAGGAGCAAGUGGCCAUUAUUCAAGCUAGCACUGUCCUCUCUCUUGCUGAAAAGUGGAUACAACAGAUUGAGGGAACAGAGGCAGCGCUGCACCAGAAGAUGAUUGACCUGGAGCUCGAGAUGGAGAUGUUCUGUAAGCAGAAAGGCUAUCUGGAGGAGGAGCUGGACUACAGGAAGUCAGCCCUGGAUCAGGCCUACACGCAAAUCCAGGAGCUGGAGGCUACUCUCUACAACGCGCUGCAACAGGACAAGGUGAUCGGGUACGGCGAGCCUCUGAGUGACAUGCAGAAGGACGAGCUACGUACGUCUGUGGAGAAGCUACGCAGACAGAUGCUAAGGAAGAGCAGAGAGUUCGACUGUCAGGUUCUGGCUGAGAGGAUGGAGCUGCUCCACCAGGCCCAUCAGAGAAUCCGAGACCUGGAGGAUAAGACAGACAUUCAGAGGAGACAAAUUAAGGAUCUGGAGGAGAAGACAGCGUGGAAACCUGGAGAUUGUGUUUGUGACUGCAGUGGGUUUUAUUUUGGGGAGAAGAGAGUCGACUUUGUGACUCAUAUUGUAACAGUGAGUGGAUAUGGAACUGUUGUGUGUUGGACAUGGCUGGGAAUUCACACCUGUUUGAUUUGGGACCUCACUCUGGGGAUAUACAUAAUGUAUGCUGCACUGCACUGGACUGAUCCUUGGACCAUGGAACUUCUCUCAACUCCGUGGGAUAACUGGAACAGAACCCUCAGUCGGAAAACACACACACACACACACCCGUGUAAACAGUCAUAUACACUGUACACGCUGAUACAAACAUACUGGAAACACACACACACACACGCAUGCACACACACACACAUCAACCCACUUUUAAAGACAAAGGAAACCAAAGUCUAGGAGAUCUUAUCUCUGCCAUGCAGGGGAACGCUACACCAUCCAUCUACUCCAAGACUACACCCUGGCUACAUACCGGCUACCCCCAGACUACCCCCAGAGUACCCCCCGACUACCCCCAGAGUACCCCCAGACUAACCCCAGACUACCCCCAGAGUACCCCCGACUACCCUAGCCUACCUCCAGAGUACCCCGACUACCCCAGACUACCCCCAGAGUACCCCCAGACCACCCCCUUGACUACCCCCAGAGUACCCCCCGACUACACACAGAAGAGGACAGGAAAGACUGCUGUAGGCUACAUCAACAGGCCUCACCAGACCACAGUCCUUCCAACUCUCUCCCUCUUCUCUCUCUCUUAUAAACCUGAUCGGGCGCUCUUAUGUGUGAAUGCACCCCUUCACAGGAGUGACGAGACAUGAUCAGGGCCUGUGAGUGGUGACUGACUGAUCUGAUGGUGACUGAAUGACUGAUCUGAUGGUGACUGACUGACUGACUGUUCUGAUGGGGACUGACUGACUGUUCUGAUGGGGACUGACUGACUGUUCUGAUGGGGACUGACUGUUCUGAUGGGGACGGACUGACUGUUCUGAUGGUGACUGACUGUUCUGAUGGGGACUGACUGACUGUUCUGAUGGGGACUGACUGACUGUUCUGAUGGGGACUGACUGACUGUUCUGAUGGGGACUGACGGACUGUUCUGAUGGUGACUGACUGUUCUGAUGGGGACUGACUGACUGUUCUGAUGGUGACUCUUCUGAUGGUGACUGACUGACUGUUCUGAUGGUGACUGUUCUGAUGGGGACUGACUGUUCUGAUGGGGACUGACUGACUGUUCUGAUGGUGACUGACAGACUGACUGUUCUGAUGGUGACUGUCUGAUCUGAUGGUGACCCACUGACUGUUCUGAUUGGGAUGGACUGUUCUGAUUGUGACUGACUGAUCUGAUGGUUACUGACUGACUGUUCUGUGACCAGGAGACACAGGACAUGGGACACCCAGGAUAAUGUGUCUCCUCUGGUCUCAGACCAGCUGAAACAGCUCAGGUGAUGGCAGAGAUAGAGAAGUACGGGAGAGAGGAUCCACUAUGUGCUCACACACGGACCCACAAGAUAUCCUUUUCAACAGAAGACCAAGGAUUCUGUUUGUAGACUUUAACUGUCAUUUUUUAAACCAGCAGACAGAAUGGAAUUAGGUCUCUGGUUCUACUUCCUUUCCUUUUUUAAUAAACCAAAAGUCCCAGUCGAUCCCCAUGUACCAAGAUUUCCACAGAGAAAAAAGAAGCCCCUCUAUAUGGCUGUGUAAUAUAUAGAUUUGUUGAUAUGUACAUGUGUCUUGAUGAUUUCUGUAGUCUCUUUUCUUCUUUCUGUGAAUAUGACCUCUUUCUCCUCUGCAGCUUGAACAGUAGAACUACUCAGCCGUUUCUAAAUACUCCAACGUAUGAAACACUCUGUUUAUUGUGGUGACAGCUGCAAAGCAACUUUACUUCCUCAAUUGUACUGAACUUAAAAUAAUUGGAAUAUCGAUAUUUUCCUCCACUCUUUUUCCUUUCACAUUCCCUCUCUUUUGUACUCUUUCAAGAUGGUCAAUUGUAGCCUACCAGCAGGAGUUUCAUGGUUUAUACUGAAUGACGAUUACCACUCCCUUUAAAUGAACAGUAAACACUACGUCCCAGCUACCUACCUGCAUCCUAAACAGCUUUGGCUGAUUCUGGUCAUUGUCUUCUCAGCAAAUCGAUCAGGAAUACUGUAAAACGAAAAGGAAUACUGUACCUCUUUCAGCAAUGACAUGCCUUUUAGCUCUACUGUAUUUGACUAACACCUCUUUCAGCACCAUGGACACCACAGGGGUUGGUUCUAACCUUCCUAACCCACCAUCCCCAUCUCCCAACUGAAAUAGGAGAAAGUUGACGAAAUGUCUACCUGCUGGUUCUGCUUCUCUCCUUUCACCCUGACUAUGUCCUGGUCUUGCAAUAUUAACUACAUGUCCCUGUCCAACCCCUCACCCACCCACGCUAGCUCCCCCACCCGGCCCUAUUUAGCGGCCUAGGAACCCAAAGCAUCCCAUUACAUACCUGUACAUGUCCCUCUUCUCUUACAUUACACUGUAGGAGAAUGAUUGACACGAUUUUGGAACAAACUCAGCCAACUAGCGAUUGCCUUAAAUGCGCUUUCCCCAUCAAUUUGUAAGUUAUUUUUAAUGAUUAUGUUUUUGAUCAGUUAGUAUGAUUCUGUAAUGUUGUACAUUUCUUUUCACCGAGGACAUUGAUUUGUAUAUCUUUACCCUCCUGUCUUCCAAUGAGAAUUUAACCCCCUCCUCUUCUUUCAAGUAUAUUAAACAAACAAAAAGGGAUAAUGAUGAAAAUAAAAGUUCAUGGCUUGCA